This is a messenger RNA of Brassica oleracea var. oleracea, 1812 nucleotides long. Its product is annotated as transcription factor VOZ1. The record is from RefSeq and is a predicted model, not a curated record. The transcript has 3 exons. NCBI's taxonomy places the organism in Eukaryota, Viridiplantae, Streptophyta, Magnoliopsida, Brassicales, Brassicaceae. Gene Ontology annotation, biological process: positive regulation of long-day photoperiodism, flowering; regulation of DNA-templated transcription. Bases 191 to 1570 code for a protein of 459 amino acids.
AUUACAAGACAGACAAUAAUACAUGGUCGUCUUUUUUAAUUCAUUGAGUUCUGUUUAUAAAAGGAAAAGUAGAGAACGAAGAGAAGAGGAGAAGCAAGCAACGCUCUCUUAUUCCUUUGUGGGGUUUUAAUUAUCUUGUCCCUUUGUGUUGUUCUACAAGUAUCUGUGUGAUUGGAGAGACUUUUUCUUAAUGACGGGGAAACGAUCUAAGACUACUUGCAGAUCUGUUUCUCACAAGCUGUUCAAGGAUAAGGCCAAGAACCGUGUUGAUGAUCUGCAAGGCAUGCUGUUGGAUCUUCAGUUUGCAAGGAGAGAGAGCAGCGCUCUUGAUGUGACACUGCUUGAGGAGCAAGUGAAUCUGAUGCUUCGUGAGUGGAAGUCAGAGCUCAACGAGCCGUCUCCAGCAUCAUCCUUGCAACAUCAGGGUGGUGGUACUCUGGGGUCUUUCUCAACAGACAUUUGUCGGCUGCUUCAGCUCUGUGAUGAGGAAGAUGAUGCAACUAACAAAUUAGCUGCGCCCAAGCCCGAGCCUACUGAUCAGAAUCUUGAACCAUAUGGUCCAUUGGCUGAUCAUUGCAAAGAUCCUCCCUUAGUAGUUGGCAACAACUUGGAUGGAACAGCUCAUCUGGAUUACAAUCUGCAACAAGAGUUUGAACCAGACUUCAAUGGUGGUUUCAAUGAUUGUCCUGGUUAUGGUGUAGGGGGUCCUUUGGAUAUAUCUGCUUUCAUCCCAACUAUCUGUCCUCCACCCUCUGCGUUCUUGGGUCCAAAAUGUGCUCUUUGGGACUGUCCCAGGCCUGCUCAAGGACUCGACUGGUUCCAGGAUUACUGCAGCAGCUUCCACGCUGCACUGGCUUUCAAUGAAGGUCCACCGGGUAUGAAUCCGGUUGUGCGUCCUGGAGGCAUUGGUUUGAAAGAUGGUCUGCUUUUUGCUACUCUCAGCGCAAAGGCUGGAGGGAAAGAUGUCGGUAUUCCUGAAUGUGAAGGAGCUGCAACUGCUAAAUCUCCAUGGAAUGCUCCUGAGCUCUUUGAUCUCACGGUUCUAGAGAGUGAGACACUAAGGGAGUGGCUAUUCUUUGACAAGCCAAGGAGGGCCUUUGAGAGCGGGAACAGGAAGCAACGAUCUUUACCGGAUUACAACGGCCGCGGCUGGCACGAGUCACGCAAACAGGUCAUGAGCGAGUUUGGAGGGCUGAAGAGAUCCUACUACAUGGAUCCACAGCCUCUUCACCAUUUCGAAUGGCAUCUUUACGAGUACGAGAUCAACGAGUGCGAUGCUUGUGCCUUGUACAGGCUCGAGCUCAAGCUCGUUGUUGAUGGGAAGAAGAACUCAAAGGGAAAAUUAUCAACCGAGUCAGUGGCUGAUCUGCAGAAACAGAUGAGAAGACUCACUGCUGAGUUCCCUCAAGAAAACAACAACAACAAACGCUGCAUCAAAGGAAGGACUAAAGUGAACACAAAAGUGGCCACUGGAAAUGUUCAGAACACAGUAGAGCAGACCAAUGAGCAUGGAGUAGGUGAAGAGUUUAACUAUCUUGUCGGAAACCUAACUGACUAUUAUGUUAAUUGAGAAGAAAACCUGUUGCUUAGCAUUUAAUCUGGCAGCAGCAGAAGACGCUUCUACAUGACUAGUAUAUUUAUUUCUUAUAUUACUAUAACUAUCUCUAUCCAUGGAGUUUAUAUAUAUAUAUAUAUAUAUAUAUAUAUAUAUAUAUAUAUAUCAAGGAAAUGCAGAAGACUGUCCUGGAGUUUAAGAGCUCGUCUCUUCUAACCCAAAGCAGGAAAGUUAACUGGAGAACAAGACUGUUUUUA